AUGCCAGAUAUGCUCUACAAAAAGGAAAUCGGUGAUACGAAAGAUGUACUGCAGGACAUCGUCGUCGUCGUCACGCUCAUUACUACGCUAGCAAAAUCGUUCGGUUCAGCGGGUAACCUUUAUCGAAAGCUGAAGAAGAAAACCAAGAACACCAAGAAAGGCCUCAAAGAAGAUAUCAAGCAAGAGAUUGAAGAGCAUUUGCCUGAGCCUGAACGUCCUCGUCAAGGGGAUGCGCGCUCUGAAGAGGCCCGGCACGACCGCCGAUGGCGGAGUCGAAGUAGGCAUCGACGAGAGGAGUCCUGCGACAGCGGCAAAGAGUCUAUCGAGCAUGCGUAUGAGCUCGUUCGCGCGGAGUAUGACCGAGGCUACCAUCGCAUAGGCGAGAAGUAUGCUGUUGGAGACUUGAUAACACGCAACCAACUACAAGCACAGAUCAUUGCUCUUCAACAAAGACUUCUCUAUACAUAUGAGGACAUCAUACUAGACCCCGAGUUUUCGCGCCAUCCUCCAUCGUACCAUCUAAAAGAACUCGUCCACACAACGCGCGCCGCUCGCGUAGCAGUCAUCGAUGCACUUGUGAUGCAGUCCCAACGCAUGUUACCAUCACCAAUACCCACACAUACGGCUCGUCUACUCCCGGAAGACUUUCCCACGUCGCCUAUAGUGCACCAACCCCACGACGUUGUCCUGCACGAACACCAAACCAAGCUCGUGAAGCACAUUGACCAUCGCUCUGCAUCCCGUAGUCCCAUACGGAAUACGAAGGAGUCACCAGAUCUCUACUGCCUCUACGCUCGCAACCUCCAGCGCAACUCGUCCCUCCCUCUCGCCGACACAUUCAAGUCAGGCGGUAAUGGCUGCUGUCCGUACUGUCAUGAGCACAUAUCCACAAACCCGACGAAAGCGUGGGAAAUCCCAAAGGAAGAUGAACAGCGGAAGGGGGGUCACCGAACGUUCCUGAUUGGAAUGAGGUUCUUGGUGAAGUGUCAUCGAAUGGGCGGAGGGUUUGCAUGUAUGCUGUGUAGUAGGUGGAAAGAGGCGGAUACAGUCUGUGGAGAGGUGAGGGCUCUGGUCGAGCAUUUGUGGAAGGAGCAUAGUUGUGUGGAGUUGGAGGGUGAUGAGAAUAUUGGAGAGGAGCGGUAA
Molecule: messenger RNA, 1143 nt
Organism: Didymosphaeria variabile
Lineage: Eukaryota; Fungi; Ascomycota; Dothideomycetes; Pleosporales; Didymosphaeriaceae
Exons: 3
Coding region: 1-1143 (380 amino acids)
Source: RefSeq, a predicted model, not a curated record